CCCAAACCGCAAGCAGUUACAGCACAUCUGCCUUUACUACUCCCAGUCUCUUAAAACAACUCGAGGUCUUUGCAAGGCGACUCCCAUCGGCAGCCAUGGCUCAGAACAACAUCCAAUACUCCGAGAAGUAUUAUGACGACGUUUAUGAGUACAGGCACGUCGUGCUUCCCCAGGAAAUUGCUCAAAUGUUGCCCAAGGGCCGGCUUCUAUCCGAGAAUGAAUGGCGCGCCUUGGGAGUGCAGCAAUCCCGCGGUUGGGUUCACUACGCUAUCCACCGGCCAGAGCCCCACAUCAUGCUCUUCCGGAGGCCCAAGGGCUAUGGAACAGGACCUGUUGCCCCCGACGUGCUCCAGGUGCAAUGAACGCGUACAGGCUUAGAGCUAUUCCACGCUAUGCACGAUGGAGGUACGGCGCUAUGGCGGAGCAGCGCUACUGGCCGCCGCGAUCAACGGUUUUGCGCUGUGCAUUUGUCGUCAUCGCCUUCAGUCCUGGCAAAGGAGCGAGCAGGCGUCGUGGCGGUGAUGUCUUGAGUUAGCAGGAGGGCUGGUUAAGGUGGCUGAAUAGCAGUUAGGGG
Messenger RNA from Astrephomene gubernaculifera, 574 nucleotides. The record is from the annotation of a GenBank genome assembly. NCBI's taxonomy places the organism in Eukaryota, Viridiplantae, Chlorophyta, Chlorophyceae, Chlamydomonadales, Astrephomenaceae.